Messenger RNA from Haliotis rufescens (red abalone), 1953 nucleotides. RefSeq lists its product as uncharacterized. Bases 132 to 590 code for a protein of 152 amino acids. The record is from RefSeq and is a predicted model, not a curated record. Lineage: Eukaryota; Metazoa; Mollusca; Gastropoda; Lepetellida; Haliotidae. The transcript is spliced from 3 exons.
AAUUGCAACAGCUGUUCCACAUCGUUCACGUCACAGCGCAUGCGCCCAACGUCCUAUUCAACUGGCAACUGUGAUAAUGAACGUCGCCCCGAUAUAUUGACGUGCGUAGAGUGAAUCCUUGAGACGUUGUCAUGGAUCCAGGAGACUAUGACGACAGCUACAGGGUUGGAGGGUUCUCGCUCAGCCAUCUGAUCGCGGCCUUCGUAGCCACAGCAGUAUUCGCCUUCGUCGUCUACCUGUUGUGGGACUGUUCCUGCAAACGGAAAAAGGACCAGGAACAACAGCGCCUGAGUCCGGCGUCCCAGCGGAUCGACACCAAGACGAUGUACGCCAUGGAACUGGAGCCAGGCAUUGUCCUCCUGCAGAGCCAGGACGGCGAGUUCUUCAGGAUCCUACACGAGUACGACGCUGUCAAACACGCACGUGAUUAUGGAGCAGCGCCGUCUUCCGGCGUGGCUUUACAAGGGCAGACAAUCCAUUAUAUUCCCAACUAUACCCGGGCUCAUAUGCAGACCCAGGCCUCCGCCCCCCAGCCCGCUGAGGAGUUGAUGGUAUGGGACGGCAACACGUCCCCACCCCCGUAUCAGUAGUCUGAGCCCCGUGCCGUAGUUUCGUAUCCUUAUUUGCGCCUUUUUCUGAAUCCGUUGUUUCGUAUCUUUUGUAAUAAAUAAGGCUGUCCUCCAGGCGUUUUUGGUAUUGAAGAUUGGGACAGCGUUAACAGAGAUCCUUCAGUUGAUGUAUUUAGAUCAUGUUUAUUCUUAUAUUUAGAGCUUGGGCUAGUGCAAAAAUAUCGACAUUUGAAUUCAGAAAGGUGCGAAAUUUAGGCAAUGCGAAACACCAAAGAGUGCCUUAACGGUGUACAUAUACUUGACAUAUACAUGGUUACCCUACUGGAAGCUACUGGUUUGAAUAAAAAAUGUCUGGUUUUCAAUGGAUUUCUUUGUUGGAGAAAACAGGUAAAACACGUGAUCAGAUUCUAUUCUAACACUUAUUCAAACCCUUGUCAAACACGUGAUACUUUCAUAAGUUUUUCCCCUGCAAAAUAGGGAAAAAAUAUGAAGGUGAUAAAAAUAAAUAAUUAAUUAUCGGUCCGUUUGCCAAGAGAAAAGUGCAACCCUUUCUGUGACAUAAUGUGGUCAGAGUUCUCAGUUGUCUCAGAUUAAAAAAACCAAUCAGUGCAAUACCUCUGCCCUGAAGCGAUACACAGUUAUCUGCGUACGUACACUGUUCCAACCUAAAGUGGGGCGGUCGGGUAGCCUCGUGGUUAAAGCGUUCCCUCGUCACUCCGAAGACCCGGGUUCGAUUCCCCACAUUGGUACAAUGUGUGAAGCCCAUUUCUGGAGUCCCCUUCAGUGACAUUGCUGGAUUAUACUAAUAACGACGUAAAACCAUACUCAGUCAAUCCAACCUAAUGUAUGUCGAACAUUAUCGAGACGACACGGCGGGUAACUAUCAACAUUCAAUCAUGAAAUUGAACCUGUGUUGACGGUAUGUGGACUUACGUAUAUAACACUAUGGAAAGGAUCUAUAACCGCCUCGAUUUUGUUGAAAACCAAAAACGAAAAACAAAACAUUGGGCUUUGUAAUGGUGGACUCUGAUUGCUGUCAUGCGGCGCAGAUUGUGUUGACACUUGAACAGGCGUGUAUUUAAAUCUUUAAAAUUAAGUGUGAUGAUACAGUGAGGCGCCGAUACGCUAGCCGUCUGGCUUUGUCGUGCAAACUCACAUCAGCUAAAUUAAAUUAUAUCAGGUGGAAGUGUCAGAUUGCUCGGUGAUGUCUGUCGACAAUGGAGGAAUUCUGUGUCGCCUACUUACAGACUCCAUUAUCUCACCGCGGUAAUCAAAGGAAGCGAUAUAUCACCAGACUUGGUAAAUUUUAAUUUCAGAUAUGAAUUCGUUCCGUGUACAUACAACUAAGAAUGCUAUUGCUAUUCAUUAAAGAGCUGUAAUAUUA